Saxophila tyrrhenica is the source of this 1104-nucleotide messenger RNA. RefSeq lists its product as uncharacterized. The record is from RefSeq and is a predicted model, not a curated record. Lineage: Eukaryota; Fungi; Ascomycota; Dothideomycetes; Mycosphaerellales; Extremaceae. The transcript has a single exon. The coding region runs from base 1 to 1104 and encodes 367 amino acids.
AUGGAACAACUAUGGUUGACCUUGAUGCUUGCGUUGUCCGUCAUCUUGGGACUGUCCAGCGGCGACUCAAACGCUGACCGCCACCGAACCAUUCACGUCAAGGCAGGCCAAAAGAUUCAGAAAGCAAUCGAUACCGCUUCUGCUGGAAGCGAGAUCGUUGUCCAUGCCGGCACAUACCGCGAGCAGCUAUUGAUCAAGAAAGAUGGCAUCAGUCUCUCUGGGAAGGAAGGAGCUGUUCUUGCUCCGCCUGACAGCUUCGUUCGAAAUGUGUGCUCAGGCGUGGCCGGGCCCGGCACUCAAGCUGGGAUCUGCGUCGCUGGAUCUGGCAUCAAGAUGGAUCCUUUCGUGACGGAGCAUCGCAAGGUCGUCUUCGUGCAGCGUGCCGUCGAGGGAGUGUCGGUGUCCGGCUUCCAAGUCGAAGGAUUUUCUGGAGCCAACAUUCUGGUCCUUGGUGCGGAUCACACUCGCAUCGCUGGGAAUACUCUCAUCGACGGACCAAUCUACGGAUUGCUGAGCUCCGGUUCUCGCUUCACGACGAUGGGUGAGAACACCAUCAGCUCGUCAGAUCCAGCGGCUCCCGGCAUCAUCGCCUCAUGCAUGGACAACUUCGAAGGAGCGUAUGGUGCCGGCAACGACAUCAGGUUCUACGUCAUCGGUCUUUGCAUCCAGACCAACGGCGCCGUGCUGCGCGAUAACGAUGUUAGUUACACAUGCCGUGCAGCGUAUGCUGAUCCGUAUGUGGAGGGUAUCCGACUCACUUCGAACCAUUUCGGUCCGUCGUACGAUGCCUGCAAAGCCUUCGCAUCGUAUGGGGUCACGCUGGCUGGAACGAUUAAUGCUCUCGUCGAAGGCAACACCAUUGAGCAGACGAGAAACAAUGGUCCUGCUGCUGGAGUGUGGGUGACUGAUGAUCCAUGUACUGAACCGUCGCUGGCUUGUCUCGCCAAUCCAGGUGCGACGGCCGUGUCGAAGGGGAACAAAGUAGUUGGCAACAAGCUGUUCGAUAACGAUUUGGAUCUUUGGAACAAUAGCACCGGCUCCGGCAACGUCUUCAAGAAGAACAAGUGCUCGACUUCGAUUCCGAAAGGCCUUUGUCGAAGGUAG